This is a messenger RNA of Tauraco erythrolophus (red-crested turaco), 3408 nucleotides long. Lineage: Eukaryota; Metazoa; Chordata; Aves; Musophagiformes; Musophagidae. The record is from RefSeq and is a predicted model, not a curated record.
ACAGGCAUGCAGUAUGGUGGAUAUGUUAAUAAUCAAGCUAGCUCUGCACCAGCUCCCUUGUCAUCAAGUUCAGAUGAUGAGGAAGAGGAUGAGGAGGAUGAGGAAGCAGCAAUUGAUAGUUCCUCUACUACAAGCAGUACCUCUCCUGUUCCAAAUAAUUAUGAUGCCCUGGAAGGAGGUGGCUAUCCAGAGACACGUUCUGUGACCAGCAGCCCAGUUCCUGCUCCGUCAGUCCCCCAAACAUCAAAAGCUUCUAAGCCCUUUGGUUAUGGCUAUCCAACACUGCAACCUGGCUACCAAAACGCAGCACCACCUGCUCCUGUGCAGCCCAGUAAUCCAGGGCACCAUCCUGGGUUUCAGCACUAUCCACAGCAAUAUCCAGGUGUGAACCAGCUGUCCUCUUCUUUAGGAGGGUUAAGUCUACAGCAUUCUCAGCAGCCAGAAAGCUUGAGACCAGUAAACCUUACACAAGAUAGAAAUAUUUUACCUGUAUCUUCAGUUCCAGCACCUGUGCCUAACUUGAAUUCUGAUCUUAGGAAAUUGAACUGCAGUCCAGACUCAUUUCGAUGUACGCUCACAAAUAUUCCACAGACACAGGCUUUGUUGAACAAAGCCAAACUUCCUUUGGGUUUGUUGCUACAUCCCUUCAGGGACCUAACGCAAUUGCCAGUAAUAACAUCAAGCACGAUAGUGAGGUGCAGAUCCUGCAGGACAUAUAUCAACCCUUUUGUUUCUUUCAUUGAUCAAAGGAGGUGGAAAUGCAAUCUGUGCUACAGAGUUAAUGAUGUUCCUGAAGAAUUUAUGUAUAAUCCUCUGACACGAUCUUAUGGAGAGCCUCACAAACGGCCAGAGGUCCAAAAUUCUACAGUGGAAUUCAUUGCUUCCUCCGACUAUAUGCUUCGUCCUCCUCAGCCUGCGGUAUAUUUAUUUGUUUUAGAUGUGUCUCAUAAUGCAGUGGAGGCUGGAUAUUUGACAAUACUCUGCCAGUCAUUGCUGGAAAACCUAGACAAGCUGCCUGGAGACUCAAGAACAAGAAUAGGGUUCAUAACGUUUGACAGCACUGUUCAGUUUUACAACUUACAAGAAGGUUUAUCUCAGCCUCAGAUGCUGAUUGUCUCAGAUAUUGAUGAUAUUUUCUUACCUACACCAGAUAGUUUACUUGUAAAUCUCCAUGAAAGCAAAGAGCUGAUAAAGGAUCUAUUGAAUGCGUUACCAAACAUGUUCACCAACACCAGGGAAACACACAGCGCGUUGGGCCCUGCUCUUCAGGCUGCCUUUAAACUGAUGUCUCCAACGGGCGGGCGGAUAUCGGUAUUUCAGACUCAGUUGCCAUCUCUGGGAGCAGGGCUUUUGCAUUCCAGAGAAGAUCCCAAUCAAAGGUCGAGCACAAAGGUGGUCCAACAUCUUGGUCCAGCAACGGAUUUUUAUAAGAAGUUGGCACUGGACUGCUCAGGCCAGCAAACUGCUGUGGAUUUGUUUCUCUUAAGUUCACAAUAUUCUGAUCUAGCUUCUCUUGCUUGCAUGUCCAAGUACUCUGCUGGAUGCAUCUAUUACUAUCCAUCUUUCCAUCGUAGCCAUAAUCCCGCUCAGGCCGAGAAGUUGCAAAAAGACCUUAAAAGAUACCUUACAAGAAAGAUCGGAUUUGAAGCAGUUAUGCGCAUAAGAUGUACAAAAGGUCUUUCAAUACACACUUUUCAUGGGAACUUUUUUGUACGAUCUACUGAUUUAUUGUCCCUUGCCAAUGUCAGUCCUGAUGCUGGAUUUGCGGUACAAAUGUCCAUCGAGGAAAGUCUGACUGACACGUCUUUGGUUUGUUUUCAAACAGCUCUUUUGUAUACUUCCAGCAAAGGUGAACGUCGAAUUCGAGUGCACACACUUUGCUUGCCUGUAGUAAGUUCACUCGCUGAUGUAUAUGCAGGAGCGGAUGUACAAGCAGUUGUAUGCCUCUUAGCCAACAUGGCUGUGGAUCGCUCAGUUUCAUCCAGUCUUGCAGACGCAAGAGAUGCCUUAGUUAAUGCUGUGGUAGACUCCUUGGCAGCAUACAUGUCAACUGCCUCCAAUCUGCAGCAGUCCACGCUGGUGGCACCAAAUUCCCUCAAGCUGUUUCCACUGUAUGUUCUGGCCCUUCUCAAACAGAAAGCAUUUAGAACAGGCACAAGUACACGCUUGGAUGAUCGUGUGUAUGCAAUGUGCCAGAUGAAGAGCCAGCCUCUUGUCCAUUUGAUGAAAAUGAUACAUCCCAACUUGUACAGAAUAGACAAGUUGAUUAAUGAGAGUACAAUACAUGUAAAUGACAGAGUCGUUCCUCAGCCACCUCUUCAGAAGUUGUCUGCAGAGAAGUUGACAAGAGAAGGAGCUUUUCUUAUGGACUGUGGUUCAAUUUUUUACAUUUGGAUUGGAAAAAACUGUGAUAACAACUUCAUAAAAGAUGUCCUUGGAUACCCAAACUAUGCAUCAGUACCACAGAAAAUGACGCAGCUUCCUGAGGUAGAUGCACUUUCUUCAGAAAGGACACGAUCCUUUAUAUCUUGGCUUAGAGACAGUAGACCUUUAAGUCCAGUUCUUCAAGUAAUAAAAGAUGAGAACCCUGCCAAAACAGAUUUUUUUCAGCAUUUAAUUGAGGAUCGGACAGAAGCAGCUUUCUCAUAUUAUGAAUUCUUACUUAACAUUCAACAGCAGAUCUGUAAGUGAACAAGGAAUAAAUAGAAGAAAAAUCCUGACUUCAGGUAGAAGCAUGGGCCAAGAGAAGCAUGUGGAAAGUUACAAAAGUGGAUGCUUGUUCUUCACAACCUACAGUGGCCAGCACUGUUUUGGAAGCUUUACAGCUAAAGAAGCAUACAUUUCCAACAGAGUUUGGCAGAUUUACUUCAGUCUGAAAGUGCUAGGAGUGACAAAGCUGUUUCACUAGUAAACUUUAAAUUGGUUUAUACAUGUUUCCAGUUGUGCAGCGGUAUGGUGCUCUGUUUAUUGCAAGCUGGUGAAUUUAUGUAGCUAUGUGGGAUGAUAUUUCUUAAUGAAAUGUACAAUUAGGUAAAGCCUUUUUUCUUACAUUUAUUAUAGUAGCCCUUCCAGAUCCAAAUUCUUAAUAGAAAUGUCAAAGGGCAGUGCUGUAUGUUGGUUGUUUAUAUGAAUUUCUUUUCAAAAGGAAUGAUUCAUAUUUACUAAAGACUUCAGCGAAUUCCCUGUGAAAGUUGUAGAGUUUCAGUAAAGUACAUCAGUUGUAGAAAUAAGAUAUAUAAUGUACAUAAGUGUUACAUUUGUAAAGAAAAUGUAAAAAAUGUAACUAAAAAACAGACUUAGCUCAGUGUGCAGAACUGUUGAGUGCUCAGUCAUGAAUUGUUUUGUCCCAGGCUAGACACUGAAGUUGACUAUUAAAACAUGCUAAAAAAAGUACCCAUGUAGAAAGAA